UUUUCGUCAAGUGCACAUCAGGAUUGUCCCGGUCGCGACAAAGGCAAAUUUAAUUAAUUUCAGAGGGCAAUGGCGGCCUCGAAGCUGCUUUUGCUCUUCCUGUGCUUUCUCAAUUUCAAAAUCGGAGACGCGCAGUACCAGAGGCAGCCACGAUUGCGAACGCAGAAUGGAAACUUAAUAAUUCUGAGUGCGAUCGACAAAAACAUCACCCUGAAAACGUCUGGCUCGCAAAGUUACGUCAACAUCAACGGCGAGAAUUUGAUUGGACUCGUUUCCGAGGCCAAAUCGGCGGUGACGGCGCUCGGAAAACUACAAGAAAGCACCAUCGACGAAAUGCAAAAGUCGCUGACUUUCUUGUCCGAGGAGAUUUUCAGGGACGGGGGAGUGUCGCAGAGAACCGGCCUGCUCGAAGGGCGAGUCGGAAACGUGACCAAAAAUCUGACGCUUACGAAGCGGAGCGUGGCUGGAAAAUUCCGCACUCUUACAACCAGGUUGAAAAAACUGGAAAGGAAUUUCGAUUUGAUGAGAAGGAAUCUGCGAAGAGACGAGUGCAGAGAAAAUCCUUGCAAGAACGACGGGACGUGCGAGGACGCAUACAAUGCUUUUUACUGUCGCUGCCCUCCUGGUUGGGAGGGUCCGACUUGCGAGGUGAACAUAAACGAGUGUGCGAGGUACGCAGGGACGGACCUGGGCUGCCAAAACGGAGCCACUUGUCGGGACAAGCCAGGGAGCUACGAGUGUUUAUGCGGCGACGGGUUUUCCGGUCUGCACUGCACGCUACCGUCGCUGAGCAACUGUUCGAGCGCCUCGGCCGCCGAGCUGUGCGGCCACGGCACGUGCAUCCCUCAAAGGGUGGCCGGACGCACCUUUUCCUGCCUCUGCGAGCAGGGUUGGAGGAAAAACGAGGUGACGGGCGCGUGCACCGAGGACGUGGACGAAUGCGCCGCCCUGCACAGACCGGCCUGCUCGGUCAGUCCGGCCGUGCCCUGCAUCAACACGCCCGGCGCCUUCCUCUGCGGCGCCUGCCCCGCAGGCUACACCGGAAAUGGCUUUUACUGCAGCGACAUCGACGAGUGCCUGGAAAACAACGGCGGCUGCAGCGACAACCCCAAAGUCGCUUGUUACAACACGAUGGGCUCUCGGAUGUGCGGCCCGUGUCCUCCGGGCUUCAAAGGCGACGGAACGACCUGCACCGCCAGCAGACCGUGCGAAACCAACAACGGGGGUUGCCACCCCAUGGCCCGAUGCUUCGACAACCCCAACGUGGGCGCCGCUUUCGUGCAGUGCGUGUGUCCCCCCGGCUACCAGGGCAUCGGUUUCGGGCCGGAGGGGUGCGUCAGGGCCGCCCCCACCCUGAACGCGUGCACCCCCAACCCCUGCGCCCACGGAGACUGCGUCCUCUCCAAUUCCACUCUUUUCAACUGCGUCUGUCAUUCCGGCUACGCGGGUCUGUUUUGCGAAACUCCGAUCAUGGACGUUUGCCACCCAAAUCCGUGUCAGAACGGCGGCGUUUGCGCGCCCCAAAACGGAACUUACGCUUGCAGGUGCGGCCAGAACUUCGCUGGGCCACAAUGCCAAUUCAGGGCAGCCAGUUGUGGCGGGGAGAUCAAUCAGGACAGCGGCGUGAUAACCUUUUCGACCAAGGACGAGCACUCGAACGCGGGCCUCAACUGUCUGUGGCACGUCACGGUCAACGAGAGCAAAAUCGUCAGUGGCUCUUUCUCCGAUUUCCAAAUUUCCCUCAGCCCCAGCUGCACCGAGGACUGGGUCCAGAUUCACGACGGCCCGAGACCAACGUCGCCUUCGGUGGGAACCUUUUGCAAGGAAAAACCACCCCCGGCCACUAUCAACACGACAGGCAAUUCGCUCGUCUUGUGGUACCACUCGCCGCGCCACCCUCCCGAAUCCAGUUUCACUUUUCGCUGGUCUUCCAAAAACCCAACGUGCGGAGGCAUUUUCACCGGGCAGGCCCAGGGAAUGAUCAAGUCUCCUGGUUUCCCUGCGUCCUACCCCAUCAACCGAGACUGCGUUUGGCACGUGAGGGUGCGACAGGGCAAGAGGGUGCGGCUGAACAUUUUCACCCUUGUUCUGCAGCAAACAUCCAACUGUGGAGACUACAUCGAAAUUCGCGACGGAAAUUUGGCCACGAGCAGGUUGUUGCGCAAGAUUUGCAACUCGUCGGACGCAACGCCGGUGACCUCGUCCGGUUCGCACAUGUUCAUCCGCUUCCGUUCAGACAAUGACACGGCUCGAGGAGCCGGCGGAGUAUUCGACAUGACCUUUGCUGAAAUGAACGGUCUGGAAGGUUGUGGCGGGAUAUACACGUCCGAAAGGGGUGAAAUCACUUCGCCCAACUACCCGAGGUCGUACUCCGGCAACUUGUACUGCGAAUAUUUGAUCCAGCUGCCCAUCAACGAGCGCAUCAAAGUUGUUUUCAGCGAUUUCAAAAUCGAAUCGGCCGAUGAUUGCAAAUACGACAGUCUCGAGAUAAGGGAAGGAUCCAACGAGAACAGUCCAUUGGUGAGCAAAUCGUGCGGAGAAGUCCCUCCCGCCCCUUUCACAUCGAACGGAAACGAGCUCCUGUUCAUCUUCCAAACCGACGCGUCCACCACGGCCAGAGGUUUCAAAAUCAAAUACGAAACUGCCUGUGGCGGAGUUUUCACAGAGGCAAGCGGAAUGUUCUCGUCUCCCAACUACCCACUUACCUACCCCAACUCGAGAACGUGCGUUUACAAGAUCGCGCAACCCCUGCACAAGGCCAUCAUUCUCGAAUUCCUCGACUUUGAACUCGAGCAACACGCCAACUGCGUCCACGACUACGUAGAGAUCAGGGACGGCGCAGAAGAGACUUCGCAAUUCAUGGGAAGAUUUUGCGGGGUAGUCAGCAAGAAGCCGCCAGUCACCCUUUCCACCCGAAAUUACUUGUGGAUCAAAUUCAAAACCGACUUGAGCGCAACUUACAAAGGAUUCGUCGCUAAUUACUCGACUGUUGAAACGAGCUGCGGGGGCAUUUUGACCAACAAAACCGGAGACAUUUCUUCAAAAACUCAGGGCGACGUGUGCACGUACGUGAUCCACGUGCAGCGUGGUUUGGUGAUUCGCCUGAACUGGAGAAAGGUUUGGAGCAGCAUUUCCAAUCCCGAAUCUAAUUGCGUCUCCAGCAACUACAUCCAAGUCUUUGACAAUUCCAGCUCAGGCCUUGAAAUCGGAAGAUACUGUGGAAACAAACUUCCUCCAAUGUUGACCUCUCAAGGAAAUAUGAUGACGAUUGUGAUUAAUCAGACGGUUUCAGCGUCCAACACGGAAUUCGAUUUAUCUUACAAUACGAUACAACAAUCAGAACUUUGUGGAGGAACUUUUUACACCGCUUCUGGAAUGAUUCAGUCGCCAAACUACCCCAGAAGCUAUGCAAUCGACUUAGAUUGCAUUUACCUAAUCCAAGUCGAAAGUGGCCAGCAAAUAAGUCUCAACUUCACAACUUUCGAACUGGAAAAUUCAUCAGACUGUAGUUUCGAUUAUGUUGAAAUAAGAAACGGUCCGAGCGGAACUUCUCCUCUGAUCGGAACUUAUUGCGGCAGCACGAAGCCUCCAGUGAUUCCGUCUCACACCAAUUUCUUGUGGAUUCGAUUCCACACGGACAACUCGCUCACUGCCAAGGGAUUCAGAGCGAUUUGGGAUGGCGCUUCUUCUGGUUGUGGCGGAAUUCUGAGGUCACCCUCAGGCCACAUCGAGUCUCCAAACUACCCCCAGCCCUAUGGGGUGAACGCAGAAUGCUUUUGGAAAAUUUACACCAGCAAGGGGAACAGAAUUACCCUCUCCGUUGUGGACAUUGACAUUGAGAAAGCUGACGACAUAAAUUCCUGCUACGACUACAUUGAGGUUAUUAUUAUUUCAACGAAAAAUGCUAAAAUUCCAAAUUUUCUUCAGUUUAGAGACGGUGACUCAGUGAACGACCCAAUGCUGGCCAAACUCUGCAAUUCCAAGGUCUCAAACAGACAAAUAACCUCCACUUCAAAUAUGCUUUGGGUCAUGUUCAGGACUGACGCCUCCGAGGCUGGGCGAGGCUUCAGCUUAAGAUACGACACAGAGUGCAACAACCUCCUGACGGGACACAGAGGAGUGAUCGAGAGCCCCAAUUUCCCAGGCGACUACCCGCACAACUCGAACUGCACGUGGGUCAUUUCUGCUCCACCCGGAAAUCAAGUCAACGUUUCCUUCUCGCACUUUGCUCUGGAAAAAAUCGGGGCAGACUGUUCUGUUGACUAUGUUCAACUGAGGAGUGGAACUGCCAACGAUAACAAUCAAACCGAAGUGAUUGGAAAGUAUUGCUCAAGUGAGGAUCAACCAGGAGUAAUAACGUCCAGAUUCAACACCCUCUACGUGGAUUUCGUCACAGACUUCAGCGUUGCCCUUUCUGGCUUUAGGCUGGAGUGGGUUGUGCAUGGUUGCGGUGGCAGAUUCGAAGCGCCGUACGGCACUCUGCAGUCUCCAAACUACCCAAACAACUAUCCUAAAAACACUGAAUGCCGGUGGGAAAUUGCAGUGGAUUGGGGAAAGAGCGUUGAACUUACGAUUACGGACUUGCACAUGGAAUUGUCUGCAGACUGUGCGUUUGACUACGUUCAGGUUUUUGGGGGACCGGACGACAAGUCUCCGCUUUUGCUGCAAACGUGUUCAACGCACGAAACUGUUCAAAAGGUUGUGUCAGCGGGCAGGUACAUGACAGUCUACUUCAAGAGCGACCAUUCUCUCGGCAGAAGAGGUUUUUCUGCAUAUUUCAGACAACUCCAAACAGGCUGCGGAGGGCAGAUCAACGGAAAGAAAGGUCGCUUCGUCAGCACCAGUUCCACAAGCCAAUACUUCCCUCAAAAUGCCGUUUGCAAUUGGCUCGUCUCUGUGGACGCCAAUUACAGAGUGAAGCUCAAUUUCACUGAAUUCCACGUGCCAAUGGUGGGGAAUUCGUGCGACAGGCAGUAUGUUGCGGUGUGGGAUGGCUAUAACGACAGAGUGCCGCCCUUGGCAAAGCUCUGCGGGGACAAAAACAUUUCUGCGAUAAUUUCAAAAUCCAAUUUUCUAUUAGUCAGAAUUGUCACUUCCAACGAAACAAAAGUGAGAGGAUUCGAAGCCGAGUAUCAAAUUACUUGUGGGGCAACCAUUGAAACUUCAGGGAGCGGUUUUUUGAAAAGCACCGAGAUGCAGGACAGAUCGGACGACGAAAUGGAAUUGACAAACAACUGCACUUGGACAAUUAUUUCAAAGAUACCAACAUCAAGAGUAACGCUAUCCUUGACGCACCUGGACGUGGACGAAUCGUACUCGUUCAACAACAACACGUGCCUCCUGCAGUUUUUGGAAGUGCGAGACGGAAUCGGUUUGUCGGCGCCUUUGAUUGGCAAAUACUGCAGCAGAAAAAUCCCCCCACACAUAGUCAGCAAUGGCCAAGCGCUGACCGUCAAUUUGGUCACUUUGGGCGGGAAAAUGAUGCCGAAGCAUUUUACUGCUUCUUAUUCAGUCGAAGACACGGCGUGCGGAGGGUCUUUGACCUCCGAGGAAGGCUCGUUUGCCACUGCAGGCUAUCCAGGAAGCUACAAACUCAACACGGAAUGCAUUUGGAUACUUGGUGCAUCCCCAGGCAAUUUUUUGAAACUGACAUUUUCAAUGUUCGACUUGGAAUUGAGUGACGGCUGCAACAAUGAUUAUCUGGAGAUCAGACAGGGAACCACCGGAGCAGAUCCUCUGAUCGGCGUAUACUGUGGCACGAACAUUCCUAGCGACAUCUUAAUUAGCAGCAAACUGUGGAUAAAAUUCAAGAGCGACGACCAGACCGUCGGCGGGGGCUUCUUGGCCCACUAUUCUCUUGUGCACGGUGGCGAGUUGGUUGGAGCCAAAGGCGUAAUUACGAAUCCGAUGUACCCAAAGCUUUUCACCACCUCUGGCGAAUUUUGGUGGCGCGUCAUCGCCAGCCCAUCAAAGGUCAUUCGAUUGACGUUCAAGCAGAUUUAUCUGAACUCAAUUGGUUGCCUCACCAGUUUCAGAAUUUACGACGGCAGGGACGAAAAGGCGCCACAGCUGCUUGAAAUCUGCGAAGAACAACCGAAUCCAAGCCCAAUCGUGUCCACGGGAAAUGUCGUUUACAUUAGUUUCAGGUCCACAACAAUGUGGUUUGGCUCUUUGUUUAUGAUCGAGUGGGUGGCUGAGCCAAGAAGACCUCAGAUCAAUUCUCCAACCAUCACCCCUGGUUGCGGCGGCGCCAACGGUUUGACAAACGGAAGCUUUGAAUUCACCAGUCCAGGCUACCCAGGAGGAUACGCAAGUAAUCUGAGGUGCGAGUGGAUAUUCCAGACUGCGUCUGGAUAUCACGUGGCCCUCUAUUUCAACGCUCUCAACGUUGAACAGUCGGCAGGAUGUAACUACGACGCCGUCGAUGUUUACUCGGGGUCAAAAAUUUCGAAUGACUGGACCCUCAUUCAAAAAUACUGUCGCCCCAAUGCGACCCAACUAAAUGGCGUGCACUCAACUGACACGAUGAAGGUUGUCUUCAGGUCGGACGCAGGCAGAAACAAAACAGGGUUUUCUGCAACCGCAGUGUCAGUUUGCGGGGGGAAUUUAGAAGGAUCGAGUGGCACCCUGAAAAUUUACAAUUUGACUCAGACAUUGCCGCAGGGAUUAGUCACGACUUGCGAAUGGAACAUUACAGUCCGGGCUGGGAGGACGAUUAAGGUUGACAUUAGUCAAAUCAACAUAAGCAACAAUAGGCCGGGAUGUCCUGAGGAAUAUUUAUUGUUUCGAAAUGUGGUGACCAACAACUCGGACUCGAGUUACCAAAACAUAUUCUGUGGAAAUCUGCCUCCGACCGGCACGAUUGAGACGAUCGGAAAUGUGCUCUUUGUGCGGUUCAAAGUCAGGAAAGACAACGUGGAGAAUGGGUUCACUCUGACGUGGCAAGAAAGUUCCUCCAACUGCGGAGGUCGUUACACUUUUACGGAGGAGAGUGGAAUAAAAUCUGUGACCAUCAAGACGCCCAACCACCCGAAUCCGCCGCCCACGAACACCGAGUGCGAGUGGGUUUUCCUGGCUCCGUCAGGGCGCAGCCUCAGGGUCGACUUCAACGAACCCAUCAGCAUGGUCUACUCAAGAGGGUGCGCAGCUUCGUACGUUCAGUUUUUUGACGGCGGCUCGGCCAUCGCGGCGAGUUUGGGCAAAUUUUGCAAUAACAAGCCCAACUCGAUUUUGACUUCAGACAACGCACUUUUCGUGCGCUUUGUCACCACGGCCGCUGAACCGAAGAACGGAUUUAUAGCGGACAUCAGACUUGACGAAUGCGGCGGAACUUUCACAAACGAUUUCAACACGAUCGAGGUGCCUGAGAAAAACGACAACAUGCCGAAAGUGUGCGUGUGGAGAAUUGUGGCAUCGGAAGGGAAUUUGAUCAGCUACUCUUUCGACUCGUUCAACAUGGAAUCGAGCGGAGAAAACUGUUCGUCCGACUACGUCGAGGUCAGGGAGGCCCUGAUGACCGGCACCAACAACAACUCCUUGGUGGCGCAGUCGCUGAAUCACCCGAGAUACUGCGGCUCGUCAAUGAACAGAACCUGGGUCAGCACUGGCACGGAAGAGUUGAUUCUCAUUCUGAACUCGACCAGGGGCAUCGGCAGGGCGGCCAAAAGAUACUUCAAAUUCACCUACAAAGCCAUGCACCAGGAUUGCGGAGGGGUUAUUAAUGCUCCCGAGGGCGAGAUCGUCAGUCCAGGGUACCCAGGGUCGCAAUCGAAACGCCAGAUUUGCAACUGGGUCGUCACCGUGCCCGAGGGGCGGAGAAUUAAAAUCGAGUUCAUAGAUUUUGACCUCGCAGGAUCCAAAAGCGGCUGCCAACAAUGGCUCGGAAUUUACAACGGCCACCUGAGCAUUUUGCCGAUCGGUUUGUACUGCGGCGGGGAAAACCUGGCGGAAGUUUCGUCCUCGAGCAACAAAGUGCUGGUUCAGUCGCUGACUUGGCACACUUCCAACCACAGAGGAUUCAAACUCAAGUUCUCCUCAGACCUGCCGACAGUUUGCGAAGGCAACAUUGUGCAAAAUUUCGGCUCGCUGAGCUUCCCAAAAGUGAACAUGUCGUCCAUAUUCUGUGUGUGGAACCGACGAAUGCCCCCCGACUCCCCCAAAGGCACCUUCGCCAUGACCAUCCACAACACCACCAUGAACAGCACCCAGGAAUCGUCCUGCUUCCGAUCGUCCCGCGCCUUGAUCAUUGGAACAGAAAGCUUGCCGAUUGCCCAAAUUUGCGACACGAUCACGGCGCCCAAGAUCGUGACCAACCCGUACCCGUCGACCCAAAUCACGGCGAGGCAGAACGACGCCAACAACAAGGUGGACUUCAACCUGUGGUACCAGUUUUACGAGUGCGGCGGUUUGCUCAGGGGCCCCAUGGAGAACAUUUCCUCCCCCGCCAACAUGGGCAUGGAGUGCGGCUGGAGCCUCAACUAUCAAUACGGACAGAUCAACCUGACCUUCGCCGUGUUCAAUUUCACGUCCGACUGCUCCGAGCAGAGCCUCAGCAUUUACAACGGGCUGACCUCGAACCGCCCUUUGAUUGGCCGCUUCUGCAGAGAAAACCUUCCACCCGCCAGCAUUUUGGCGCAAUCCAACGCGCUCUACGUCGAGUACCACGGCUCAAAGAACGUCAACAACGCCAGCCACUUCCUCCUCAGCACAAUGCUCGUCCAAAGAGGCUGCGGAGGGAUUUUCCAUAUUCACACAGGCCUGAUCGCGUCGCCCAGUUAUCCAAAGUUGUACCCAAACAACUCUGAAUGCAACUGGGAGAUCGUGGUUGACGAGGGAUACCAGGUGGGGUUGAGGUUCAUCAACAGGUUUUACAUCGAGUCCAGUUCAGGAUGCACCAAGGACUUCUUGGAGGUGUUUGAUUUUGUCAACAAUGGUUGGAAAUCUCUGGGCAGAGCGUGCGGUCGAGAAAUCCCCAAACCCUUCAACUCGACCACAAACAGGAUGAAAGUUUUGUUCCGCAGUGACAACGCGACCAGAGGCGACGGUUUCGUGGCGAUUUGGAGUGUGAACUGCGGCGGCGUAUUCACGGCCAGAGAGGGGUACAUCUCGUCCCCGAGCUACCCUGGCAAUUACGGAAAAAUGCUCAACUGCAAAUACACGAUUUCCGCGCCCAGGAAGGCCAUCAAGUUUGACUUUGUCGACUUCAGCCUCGAACAGGGAUUCCAAGACUGCCGGUACGACAACGUCAGCAUCGCCAAGUUUUCGCCCUCGAAAGGUCGCAGCAGAAUCACGACUUUUUCGACGCAAGCGUACUGCGGCCAGGACGCGCCUCCGGACGGCGUGUCCACCAACAUCCUCACAAUCAGGUUCCAGACCGACAAGUGGAUUGAAAAGAGAGGCUUCCGCAUGCACUACGUCUUGGAGGAUUGCGGCGGCGACAUCAACGAAACGACAGUUUUGACUCCGAACCUCUUUUCGGUUCAGUUCGUCAACGUCAUCAGCUGCACUUGGCGCAUUUUCGCGCCGGACAAGCAGAACGUGCUUCUGAAGUUCGAGGAAAUCAACCUGAGGAGAAGCAACAAGUGCGUCCUGAGUUCGAUUCAGCUGUUCAACGGCACCGCGACCGACCCGAAGGCGAAGAUUGCAACCUUCUGCGGAAACGUGAGCGACGACCAGAGGGUGUUUGUUUCCCAGGGCAACGUCCUCACCCUCAACUACAUCGCCUUCCGCACCUACAUGAGGACGAACCCGUUCUCCGUCGCCGUUUCAUUCACAUAUGGUGAAAGUGUUGGCUGCGGAGGUCAAAUCACGUUGGACCGGAGCACGCAAAGGACGAUCGGAUCAUACUCGAGCCGAGGAGUCGGAGGCGCGUACGAAAACAUGCUCGACUGCCGAUGGUUCGUCAAAAGCGACGCGGGUCAGAUCAUCAAAAUGACCUUCAACAGCUUCGCCGUCAAAGACUGCAACCGCAGCCUGACCAACGCGAGCUGCGACUGCGACUUCCUCGAGGUGCGCGACGGCAUCAAUCAAUUUUCGCCUUUGCUCGGACGCUUCUGCGGCAACAAACGUCCGAGCGCGAUCACUUCGUCCGGCAACCGCUUGUACGUGCGCUUCGUGAGCGACGACUUUGAGAGCGACUCCGGUUUCCAGGCCGUCGUCGCCAAAGAACAAUCGAUUUGCGGGCCGCCGAUGCUGACGGUGGACGACACGGUGCGCGAACUGACGUUGCCAGGGUACGACUCGCGAGCCACCUACCCUGGCAAUGUGCGGUGCAGGUGGAAGAUCCGCGGCAACGAGACGAGGCGAAUCGACAUCCACCUGAUGGAACUCGACUUGGAAACUUCCACCGGCUGCCAAAACGACAGACUCGUCAUCACAGAAAACGCUGAGCCGAGUGAGUUCGACGAAGUGGUUUACACGGGACUGGAAGCGGCUCAGUCCGGCAGAAUUGCCCAUUACAUGCCCCGAGCAGAUGCAAAUCACGAGUCAAUUUACUGCGGAAAGGGUUAUUAUUUGGACUGGUACUCGAGGACCAAAGCAGUGGACGUGAUUUUCUCGACCAACAACGCCGUGGCCGGCAAAGGCUUCAAACUGCAGUACCAAUACGCCCGCUGCAGCCGGAAUUUCACAAAGGACUUUGGCCGAAUCCACUACCAGGGCCGGACCGACGACAAAUUCAAAGGCGAGUGUUCGAUUCUGAUCACGACCGAGCCCAACAGGACCAUCGCGCUCUACUUCUCCGAACUCUACUCGUACCGCAAGAAUUUCCUCUCGAACGCCACUUCCUGCAACGGAUCCUCAACCUACAGGGUUUACGACGGCGUGUCCAAGUCUGGCGACGUUUUGGCCGAGUACUGCGGCGUCACCGUUCCCAACCCCGUCUUCUCCUCAGGGCCCGCUUUGCUCAUCGCCGCCAAUCAAAACUCGUUCUGGGCCGAGGAGGGUUUCGACGCCACCUACACCACUUCCGACAAGGGUCGCGGUUGCGGCGGAAUCGUGCGGAACGUGGCCGGCAGCGUGACCAGCCCACUCUACCCUGGCAAAAUCGUGGCGUACGCCGAGUGCGUUUGGGAAAUCACGGUGCCCGAGGGUUCCUACGUCGCCAUUUUUUUCACAGCCUUCAAUCUCGGCCCGAAGGAAAUCUGCAACUCGGACUAUUUGAAGAUUUUCGAGAUGAGCAGUUCGGACGGACAGGAUGUGUUCCGGACGCAGUUGUGCGGAAAUGACAUGCCGGCGCCGUUCUCGGCCAAUUCCAACUCGGUCCGCCUCAAGUACACGUCCAGCAUCCACAACGCAGGCACUGGUUGGAAGCUCAACUUCGCUGCCAAAAAAAUUGGAGGCUAAUUAAUUAUAUGUCAAUAACUUCUUCCAUAUACACAAAAAGUUAGAAAGAAAAUGACAAAGGAAUACGAUAAAAAUUAGAGAGCAAGCAAGACAUUUUCUCGACAAUUUCAUAUUGCAUUAUCCAAUGCUUUUUCGCAAACAAUAAAAUGAAAGCCAAGCUUAUUUGAAACAAAAAAACAAAUUUUCACAAUUCCAAUAUUCAAGUGCAAAAUAGAAGGUGUCAUCAUAACUAUUGCUGUUUCCCAAUAGUUCUUGCCACAAUACUGAUGAACAAAUUAUUUUGAAAGGGUUUAAAGAAGGUUUCAUGCCAGCAUAAUAAUUACAUGAUUAAUCGUCUUCAAAACGCAUCAAAAGUUUUAGACUAAAAACCAACGGUUCUUGGUAGUGGUGAGAAGCCAAGAAAUGUGCUUCAAUUACAUUUUCAGCAAUUUAGAACGAGUUUAAUUUUCAUUAUCCAUGAUAUUUAGUUACAUAAGCGAGUUGCAAUCUAGAUUCUUUCAUUUCUCACUUAAAUAGAAGCCAAAGCAUGGCCGGUUCAUAAAAAUAUAGGCAUUUUGGUGGUGCUUUUUUUUUUGUUAAAUUAAAACUUACCAAAACAUAUAUUGACUGGUGUAUUAGUCACGGCGGCAAUCGGGGCUGAUUGAUUGUAACUCGGCCUCCUGGAACAAAACUUGUGAGCCACCCCAAACCAAAAAGAAAAUGAUUUUAUGUUGGUUUCAGAACAACUUUACUUUCAAAGGAAAUAAAACAAGGCAAUAGGAAAUUCUAAUGAACUUUAAGCAUUUAAUUUAAUUUAACAAACUACCAUUCCUCUUGUUUGCUCUCUGUCUGCAUUACAUGUUAAGCGCCUUGGUGAGAAGAAGCUAAAUUAUUUCUUAAUAAUGUAUAUUCUCCAAACAAAUGCAUACUAUAAUUUGAAAUCAGAACGUCCAUAUCCAAAUGGAAGAAUUACAAUUUUUAAAUAAUUACCCAUUCGCAAUUAAAAUUAAGUUUUGUUAUUGUGAUUAAUUAAAUUAAUUUGCACAACACUGACAACUUCAAUUUUUCGAUAAUUUUCAAGUGACUCAAUUGCAAAUUUUUAAUCAAACAUUUUCCAUCUUCAAGUUGACGCGUUUUGUUUCAUGAAAAAGUAAUUUGUUAAUGCAAAAAUUCCGUAGUUGAAUAAAAUUUCUCGUGAAAAUUGAGAUGAAAUUUAGCAUUUUUUUACUUCCCGAUAAUUUGCAUGAGAUCCUCCGGUUGAAGAGAUAAAUUCUUCCAGCCCUUGACCUGUUCAAAAUUGUUGGCCGUGUCGCCGAAAGCCGUGACCCUGAGGGUUGUGGCCACUUUGUCCUUGGGAGAGUGGAGAGUGCAGGCAAAUCUCAAUUUUGCUGCCAAAAGAUUGCAGGCGACAUAUGCCUUUUAUUUAAAAAGCAAGUUGAGAUAGAUUUCUUUAUGCAAGGUUUUAAUGUUCACAAAAUUAUAUAAAUGUAUCUUUUAAAAAAAGACUUUAGAAUUUUGUAAAAUAAAUAAUACGA
Neocloeon triangulifer is the source of this 12857-nucleotide messenger RNA. Its product is annotated as cubilin-like. Gene Ontology annotation, molecular function: calcium ion binding. The transcript is spliced from 65 exons. Bases 70 to 11343 code for a protein of 3757 amino acids. Lineage: Eukaryota; Metazoa; Arthropoda; Insecta; Ephemeroptera; Baetidae. The record is from RefSeq and is a predicted model, not a curated record.